CCGAAUGCAAACCGUGAUGUUUUCAUACCGACUGGGUGCCUUAUAUCAUAUAAAUAUCGCGUCCACAGUAUUUUACGCCUAAUAUUUUAUUAUGAAGGCUAAUAAGCGUGGUUUUCAUACAUUAAGGUGCCGUAAGUCUUCAAGGUGUUUUAUUAUGCGCCAUUUAGUUUAAUAGAACGUGUUUUACAGCUUAACUUGCAGUGACUUUUAUUUUCGUAUAACGUGUAAGUUACACCUAAGGUUUUAACUUGUUGUCUUCCUUAAAUAAAAACGAGGAGGGGCUAAAACAAACAUGUCAGUGACGGGUGAGUUGUACAAUGUUAAAUCCAGCGACUGUUUUCUUAAUCACUCCACUAAUCUAAACGAAAGGACACUGACACCAGAAGAGAUGGAGAAACUCAAGACCGACACAGCCGUAGUGUCAGACUUCAAGCAGAAGAAACUCGAAACAGAUGCUCAGAAAAAUUGGGACUUGUUUUAUAAAAGGAAUACAACUAACUUUUUCAAAGACAGGCACUGGACUACCAGAGAGUUUGAUGAAUUAAAAAACUGCAGACUGUCUGAUGGGCAGACAUUUAAGUUGUUGGAAGCUGGUUGUGGAGUUGGAAACUGCAUUUUUCCACUUUUGGAAGAGGAUCUUAACAUCUUCAUAUAUGCCUGUGACUUCUCUUCACGUGCUGUUGAGUUUGUGAAGCAAAAUUCUUUGUAUUCCCCAAAGCGAUGCCUUGCUUUUCAAUGUGACCUGACUAAGGAUGAUCUGCAGACCACCAUACAAGCAGAGACGGUGGAUGUGGCUACUUUAAUAUUCGUCUUGUCUGCAAUUCACCCUGACAAGAUGCGCCAAUCCAUAGAAAAUAUUUUUAGGGUAUUAAAACCAGGAGGUGUAGUCCUCUUCCGGGACUAUGGACUGUAUGAUCAUGCAAUGCUGAGGUUCAAGUCUGGCAAUAAACUGGGUGAGAAUUUCUAUGUGAGGCAGGAUGGGACUCGUUCCUUUUUCUUCUCUAGAGAGCACCUGGGCAGUUUAUUCCAGCAGGCAGGAUUUGAGGCAUCUAUGAAUGAGUAUGUGCUGAGGGAAACGGUGAAUAAAAAAGAGGGACUUUGUGUUCCCCGAGUGUUCCUGCAGAGUAAAUUUUGUAAACCUGUGCCUUCAGAAUCUAUAAGACAAUAAAAAGUCUUUAUAUA
Triplophysa dalaica is the source of this 1182-nucleotide messenger RNA. It is a transcript of the gene mettl6, whose product is annotated as methyltransferase 6, methylcytidine. The transcript has 5 exons. NCBI's taxonomy places the organism in Eukaryota, Metazoa, Chordata, Actinopteri, Cypriniformes, Nemacheilidae. The record is from RefSeq and is a predicted model, not a curated record. The coding region runs from base 293 to 1168 and encodes 291 amino acids.